AAUGAUCAGGGUUGUAUUUUAGGAUCUAAACCCUUUUCUUUUGUCAUUUCUCGUUUUCUUAAAAGCAUCCAUUAGAGGAAAGAAAGGUAUUCAUCUCCAGUUCUUCACAUUCAGCUCUUCGAGCUUCCCAGUUGUGUGGUGAGGCUUGCUCCUGCGUGAACUUCUGUUACCCUGAAGGAUCAUGGAUGCCGGCUCUGGGAACGGCUCUAGUGAGUUGGAGGCGGAAUCAAAUAAUGCUGACUCUGUUGAAGUGAUCCUAUCUAGUGGAGAAACAUUGCAAGAACUAGAUAAUGUUGGGAAGCUUAUUUCCAAGAUCGAACUAGACUUAGCAUGCUCCUCAGAGAAACUUGUUAAUUUGAGUGUACUUAAAAUGCAUUUGGAAACAAGAGAAAAUGGUUUUGAGGCUUUUGCUGCUGAGGAGCAAUCUAUAAAUGGUUGCCUUGAUAAGGCAUCUGAGUUUGACCUUUUAUCCACAUUCUUGGACUCUGAGGUAAGGGAACUAGGUGGUUUGUUGUCCACCCUUCAAAUGGAGAUUGACUAUUCCCACCAGCUCAUACCUUCACUUGAGGAUGCGGGAGAAUGUUGCAGGAUGUUGAAAGAAAAGUUGUAUGAUUCUGAAAGUUUACUAAAAGACUUAGAAGCUCAGCUGUUGGAAUUGGAGUCACAGUCAUCCAAUUUUCUUAGGAUUCUCUCAACUUCUACUGUGGAUGGAAAUCGGCAAGAUGAUGAGAGGGCUUUUGAAAGUAUUGAACUGGCUGCUCCGUUAACUCCAAAUACAAAGAUAAAAAUGGAGACUGCGGAGCAUCAAAGGCAUGUUUUGCAAAUGCUGGAAAAGUCCUUGGCGAAUGAGCUGGAUCUAGAGAAGAAGCUUUCUGAAUCAAAACAAAGUGAAGAAGACUUGAAACAUGGGUUGCAGCAACAGCUAUUAUGCUUAGAAGUAGAGCUUGAAGAUGCUUAUGAAAGGCUGUUUGAGGCAGAAAAUGCUUCUCAAGUUCUAUUGGGGGUUUCAAAAGAGCAUAGAAGAAGACUGCAGAUAACACAAUUUCAAAUAGACAGUGCAUUACAGAGAGAGGGAGACUUGAAGUCUAAAUUGACAAUUUUGAGUGAACAAUUGUCUGCUAAAGACAACUCAUUGCAGAAGUCAGAGAAUACUUGUGAAGAGCUUAGGAAAAAGGUUACCUCAGCUGAUAACAAAUUGAAUGAUACUGAUUUUUGCAAACAGACUGCUACAUCCUCUACUGAGAGAGGCUUUGACAUGAAGGUUCAUGAAAUGGAAGCUAAAUUAAAAGAUCUUAUGGAAAAUAAUGCCAGAGCUGAAAGAAGAGCUGAGGUUGCAGAGGCUGAGUGUAAAUCAUUAAAAGAUGCUAAUAUGAAACUUUACCAAGAUCUUAUUACCCUUGGGAGUAGUAGCAGUUUAACCUGUGAGAGAGUUUGUCUGCUUGAGAAGCAAUUGAAGGAAUCAGAGCUAAAUAUUCAACUUGCAGUAGCAUCUGCUGAAGCCAGUCAGGAGAAACAAACCAUGCUAAAUAUUACCAUCCAGGAUAUGGAAAAUGUAAUUGAGGUUCUUAAGUCGAAAGUUCUUGAGGCUGAAAGUCAAAUUGAGAGUGCUGAAGAAAAGUGCAUCAUCCUAUCAGAAGCUAAUGCAGAUCUCAAUGACGAACUGAAUCUUCUGAAGGGUAGAAUGAAAUGCUUGGCAUCAUCGUUGCAUCAAGCUGAGGAAACAAAGAAGGCAACUGCCAGAGAUAUUAGCCUUCAUGCUAAACUGAUAACAGACUUGAUUAUGCAAUUGACACUUGAAAGAGAAAAGCUUCAUAAGCAGAUAUCUUCAUUGGCAAAAGAGAAAAAAGCAUCAGUUAUGCAGUCUGAGGGAAAAGAAACGGUCCCUGAUGCGCUUUUUGUUGGAGACGACGAAGAAUAUACGGGAAAGUUCAUUCCCUCCAAGCGUGAUGUUUUGUUUGCAAAAUCACCAAAAGAGAGUGGAGAAGCGGCUGAGCUGUCUUUUAAUAAUUUGCAGGACAAACAAAAUGAAGCAAUGUUGAAUGAUGAAGAAGACACUCUUUCAGUAUCCAAGCUUGGUCCCACAAGGGACAUAGAUGCAAGGCAGCUUAAGUUGAGCUACUUCUUCAUAGCUGCUCUUUUGAUUAUGGUUCCAGCUCUUCUGGCUGCUCUGUAUCAGCACAAGAGCAGCAAAUCGUGAUGAUGAUUGUGCCGACUGAGUCGAUACUGGCUUCAAGGAACCCAAAGCCAUCUUUGGGGGUUAAAUGUUGAACAACACCUUGAGACACAAAAAGAAACAAAGAAGUUUCAACAUGAUCAGGAGACAUAGCUACUCGAAGAACAUCAUAGAAUUUUGUUUGUACCUUCAUAUAACUGUGCUACUUAGCAGUUAGUUAAAAAAGCAUAAUGGAUAUAGUAUAAGGACACCUGAUUGGCCGAUUAAGUGACUUGACUUCCUUAAAAGAAAAACAAUUGUCUUUGCUAUUGUGUCUCUACUCUUAAAUUAAAAGUGGAGAUACAUAGCAGUUUUACAGUUAUACAUGAAACUGUUUCAG
Cuscuta epithymum is the source of this 2552-nucleotide messenger RNA. Lineage: Eukaryota; Viridiplantae; Streptophyta; Magnoliopsida; Solanales; Convolvulaceae. The record is from the annotation of a GenBank genome assembly.